GGGAGGAAGAACAUAACCAUUAAUAUCUAUAUUGUCAAUUUUUGACAGUUCUCUUAAAUAUAAUUAGAUAUAAGAUUUAAUAUGUCGGAAUUUGAACGAAUUAUUCCUAUAAAAAUAGAAAAAGGUGAAAGUAGUUCUCAUGAAGUCUCAAGUACUAGUGAAACUAAUAAAGAUUGCCAAAAGAAAGAUACUCUUCAGUCCGCUUCUCAGCAAACGAAGCCACAUGUUCAGAUAAAACCACUUAAUGAAUCCAAAAGUUACGAGUAUUUAAAAAAAUAUUAUGUCUUCGAAGAACGAGGUAAAGAUCCAAUUGUGAACAUAAAUGUUCCUGAGAAGAUAAUCCUUGUAAUAGAUCGAGCUCAAGAUGAACAUUGUAGUAACUUUAUAGCAAAAAAUAUCAAAUACACACCCAUGACUAUGUUAAGAAAAUCCUUACAUCUUUUUGUCAAGUUAAAAAGUAUGAUUAAUAAAAAUCACGAAUUUGCUAUAGUACUUUUAAACGAGAAUAAUGCUUCUUGGUAUAUGAACUUCACCUCUGACGUACGAAGAAUAGAUAAUGCUAUAGGAACAAUAACACAGUGUGAAGUCGAAGAUACCUUUGAUAUAAGUCUAGUUUUUGAAGAAAUAAUACCAAAUAUAAAAGUACCAGAAGAAACUGUUGCUCCUCCAUAUAUAAUUCGAACUGUGUUAUUUUAUGGGCGCUCCUAUACAGUACCAGAAUUAAAAUUUAGUGAAGACAUUCAGGCGUUAUUAGAUCAUUCAUUUUUUAUUUUUGAUGUGUUAAUGACUCACGAACCUAUUGAUAAGAGUAAUCAUUGCAGUAAAAUAUUUGAACGUUUACAAAAUAUUGAUAAAAAAGGAAUUUCAUAUUUUUUUCCAGUUGGGAGGAAUACUCGAAGAUUACAUAAUUCUAUUGCAAAACUUUUGGGUCACGGAUUACAAAGGCCUUUGCAAAAAUUACAAAAAAUUUGAAUGCAUCAAAUAAGUGUUAUUCAAAACAGUUCUUGUUUUAAUUGUCUAUUGACUAUAAUUUCCUUACAAUGUCUUAUAUUUAUUAUCUAUAUGUAUAUACUAUAGGAGAAACCUCAGUGAAAUCUAAAACAUUCUAUAGGUUUGUUCCAACCCAUUAAAAGACCGUUUUGAUAUGGUGACUAUAGAUAUUACAUGUUUCAACUAGGCAGUUACCGUUAUACAAACAGUUCUGUUUUGUGUUCCAACUGACUUAUUGUGAACUGUUUCUGGGACAGUCUUUUAGAUACUUGGUUGAAUGUAAGUAAUGUUACAAGAACUGUGAAAUUGCACAGAAAAUAUCACUUAAACAUGUUCCAAGAAUGGUCCAGAUUAGCAGGUUGGAAUAAACUUUAAUAACUCUUAAUUGCUGAUUUUGUAAAUUAAAAUAAAUAACUAAAUUAAUAAUUAAUUUCUGUUGACAAGCUUAGGUUUGUUAAAAUUGACUGCUUUAGGUCUGCUAUUUCCAAAGUUUUUGUAAUUCAAUUUCUGCUAUAAACUAAAAUUUUGUGAUUUUGAUUAACGUUAAAUUCAAUCUAUAUGCAUAUUGUACUCCUAUUUCAAUAGAGCUAGAGGCACAUAAAUGCUAAUUUUACAGGAAAGCCAAAACUAUUACAUCAGGGUCGAUAAUUUUUAAACAAAAAAAAAUAGUAGGGUGAAACCCAUUGGAAAAGGGGAAAAUAUGAUAAAAAUAAAAGGGAAAGUAAUUUACCGCCAAUUUAAGGUCGAGAUAAACCGUUUUUUACACUUAAAACCUCUAUAUUAUCUUGCUUUUCCAAUAGAUUUCAUCCUAUUAUUACAUCCUCCAUAUAGUUUAAAGAUAUUUCUACUGAUUAAUGAUAUAAAAUGUAAUUUUAAACAUUAUCUUAAAGUAUACAUUGAACAGAAAAUAUUAACUUUAAUUUUUUUGAGAUAUGGCACUAUUGAAAUAGGAGGGAUGUAUUAUGGGGCGGAAAUCAACUGUGGGGAAAAAUAUUUGGAAUAGGGUAAUGUUAAAAAUAAAUUAAGAUACAUUUUUUAUAGGUACUUUAUUUAAAUGUAUUUCCUAUGUAAGAAUUUAAUAUUUUUAAAAUUAUAAUAUACACAAUAAAAACAUUGAAAUAUUUGUACUUUCCCUUACAACAAAAGAAUGUAAAUAAAUUGUGUAAUAUAUAUGUAUGAUCAAUGACAGUAAUUUUUUUACAACUAUAAUAAUUAGUGUAAAGUUAAUUUUCUUCUAAAAUGGUUGACGUUAGUGGUAGUGGAAGGAUAAGUAAACAAAUGAAGAUAAUGUUAAUGCAGUGAAUAAGGUCCAGACUGCUAAGAAGGUAAAAAGAUUGAAAGAACUAUCAAAGAUCUUUGAUCACAAAUGGGUUGCAAGCAUAGUGUAACAGCACCUUUAGCAGCAAAUUUGUAUUGAUUCAGUUUAAUCUGAUUCCAAUUUCAGGCAAUAAUCUAUGCCACUUUAUCGUAAAAGUAGCAUUGAUGACAAUUUCUCAAAAAUUUUUUAGUAAAAUAUAUAAAUUAGUCAAAUUUAAAAAAAAAACAAAGCAGUUGGAAUUGAUCUCACGUCUUAAUUUUUGUUAAUUGCAUUGGACAGAAAACAAAAAAAAUAUGAAAUGUAUAAUCUGGAUACUAAUAAUUUAUUUCUUGAAUACAGUAAAAUUUCCUUAUUCACGCUUAUUUCAUUCACGUUUUUUUCACUAUUCACGGAGUAAAAAAAUGUAACCCAAUUCUUAUAUUUGCAGCUAGAAAUUUCUUUAGUCGCGGAUCUAAUAAGUACAUACAUAAUAUUAAAAGGAUUCCAAUAAGUACCCAACCCAAUAUCCUUUGUAAAUGCCCUCAAAUGGACUAAUAAAAAAGUAAAAUAAAUCUUACAAAAACUUUGCCAGAAGUAUGUUGUUAAAUGAUAUUGCCGACGACUUUGACAUAAGCCGCCUUCGCUGCAGUGUUUUUUAGAAUGUAAAUAAACAGAAUGAAAGAUUAUUCAAUGAUGAAGUACAUAUACAUAUUUUAAAUGUUGCUGUUCCGUUCUAUGCUAUAAGUCGCAUUGUAUGUUUUAUUUUUUCAUCUUUCAUAUUCCUUAUAAAAAUUGUGAUCGAGGACGAGAUGGGUUCGAAAAGAUAGAAUCAAGCGACAUCAGGAAUUGCUUGAAUCGCAAGAUGAAAAUUUGACUGAAACCGACUUGGAGGAAAUGUUAAUUCACAGCCUAUCAACAAGCACUGGAAACGUGACAUUUAAUUUGAAAAAUUUUAGUGAAGGUUUAAGAAAGGCAAAUGAGCUUUGCGAUUUCUUAAUGAACAUUGAUCCGUCCUUAUUUUUAAGUGGCAAAUUGCUAAUGUGACUGCUCCAUAUCAGUCUGAAUUGAAGGAGCUUUUAAAAACUGCCAAGCAAGAUAAAAUUACAAAAUUAUUCAAACCAUUACCUAAGCCUAAAAAUUAAUCAAAAUGUUCAAAAACUUAAAUAAAAUUGAUUUAUUUUGUCACCUAGGAACGUAUCCCCCAUAAUCCUAUACAAAUUACCAUUCCGUAUUCAUGGUUUCUGUAUUCGCGGCAUAUUUUUUGAACAUAUACCCCGCGAAUAAAGAGCUUUUACUGUAUUGUAUAAAAAAUGUGUACAGAACUAGGACAUGCAAUUGAAAAUAAGCAAAAGUAGACUAAAAACUGAGAUCAAAAACAACAUUGAAAAGCUCAAAUAUUAAAAUGUAGUAUAAGUAAGGUAAAAUUAAUAAAUUUAAUUGUUGAAUAUAACUUAUCUUUUGAUUACUUCUAAUGCAUAGCAAACUACAUAUUCCAGCGAUAUUUGAGUGCAAAGUCUUGUCCAUUCACAGAAUAUGUUGUGUUGAAUUUUUGAUAGCUCCUUUGGAUUAUUUCUCACUGACUCUCUGUCGAUAAGUAAUUUUUGUAAUUUAUUUUUCAGCCAGAUAUCUAUAAAAUUCACGAUUAACUUCUUAUUAUAGUGGUGAAAACAAUAACACAGAUAGAAUUUAAUUUGAGACAUAGACAAAUGACUUCUUAGUUCUUUUAUUGUCACUUUUACUUUGUUAUGCCAGUAUUCGUAAUCUUCAGUUUCCAAGAUCUUCGCGGCACUCCGGUUUAUCAAAUAUUUCUUCAAUUCACUAUUAAGUCGAUUCUCAACAAAUUUCACUAUAUUUUCUUUAUUAUCAUCGAUGCAACUAAUUGUAGCAACGAUUUCGUCUAAAAUAGUACAAUCUGGAAUGUCAGAAACAGGUAUUUCAUCGUCAUUAUAAUGAGCUCUCUGAAUGACUUUAUUAUAAAAAGUUUCUAGUUCUUGUCUGCGUUCUUCUUCUCUCGUUUUACGAUUUAAAACAUUAACUUUGUACUUAUAUGGACUCAUUAUUUCAAGUUUUUUCUUGUGAAAACUUUAAUUCUAAAUACAUUAAAACACCUACAAUUUCAAUUCUCGAAAUGAGGUUAGA
Messenger RNA from Diorhabda sublineata, 4426 nucleotides. RefSeq names its product BRISC and BRCA1-A complex member 1-like. The transcript has a single exon. Gene Ontology annotation, cellular component: BRCA1-A complex; BRISC complex; nuclear body. The record is from RefSeq and is a predicted model, not a curated record. The coding region runs from base 82 to 972 and encodes 296 amino acids. Gene Ontology annotation, biological process: positive regulation of DNA repair; mitotic G2 DNA damage checkpoint signaling; double-strand break repair. Lineage: Eukaryota; Metazoa; Arthropoda; Insecta; Coleoptera; Chrysomelidae.